Cajanus cajan (pigeon pea) is the source of this 889-nucleotide messenger RNA. RefSeq names its product auxin-responsive protein IAA32. The record is from RefSeq and is a predicted model, not a curated record. NCBI's taxonomy places the organism in Eukaryota, Viridiplantae, Streptophyta, Magnoliopsida, Fabales, Fabaceae. Gene Ontology annotation, biological process: regulation of DNA-templated transcription. Gene Ontology annotation, cellular component: nucleus.
CUACCUUAAGGAAUUAAGUCCAGCAGUAGUUUCCAAUGGAAUCAAACACAUCAAGCUUUCUUUUGAACUCUUCAACUUUGCACUCAGUUUUCUAUCAAGACAAACAAGAUGAUGGCAUAAUUGAUCUUGGUCUUAGUCUCGGAACUGUUCAUCAUGAAGCUUACCAUUCUUCUGCCAACCUGUAUGAUGGUGACCUUAUGGAUUGGCCUCACUCUAAUCUAAAUAUCAAGAAUUCAAGCACAAUGCAUUCUAGAUCUGUCCCCGAAAAUUUUGAUGAAGAGAUAGAAGGGGUGCAGAGCAAUGAAAGAUGGGCUUAUGUGAAGGUUAACAUGGAUGGGGUUACCAUUGGUAGGAAAAUUAGUGUACUUGAUCAUGGUGGAUACUCAAGUCUAGCACUCCAAUUAGAAGACAUGUUUGGAAGCCAAUCUGGUUCUGGAUUACGAUUGUUCCAAUCUGAAUCAGAGUACUCAUUGUUCUACAAGGACAGACAAGAUCAUUGGAGGCCUGUCGGUGAUGUACCAUGGAAAGAGUUUAUAGAAUGUGUGAAGAGGUUGAGGAUUGCAAGAAAGAAUGAUGGCAUUGUUUCCUGUUCAUCUAGAUACACCUAAAUCUUGCCUUAGUUUAUAGUAGAAAUUAAUCAAAGUUUGUUUUGACGUCCUUCGCUUAAGUUGUUUGGCCUUGAUGGAUUCAAUUAGUGCACAUGGUAAAGGAAACGUACCGUACGGGAUAUGUAAUCAUUAAAAUUUUAUACUUGGUGCCUCUGGGGUCCAUCGCUGUAGUACCACAUUGUUGCGUUAAAUUGAUACUAUAUAGUAAAAAUACCAAUGACUUUCGAACAACUGUUCUCCAAAUUUUAUGCUACUGGUUUGGAAAAUACAGCUGUCUGAAG